AUGCUCGCCUCGCUGCUUCUACUAAGCUGCCUUUUCCACCAAUCUCUGCCGCUACGAAUAGAUCGAAGCCCACAGCAGACACCAGAGGUAUCAGAUGACGAGUACGACGUUGCUGAGAGAGACCGACAGUUUCUGAAGUGGAUGAACCGGCACACACCCCAACCCGCCGUCUACCUCCCCAACGCCGACGUGGACGAAGUCGAAGACGACGCCGUCGCUACCUACCUGGCUAGACUGCGGAAGCUGCGGGCUGCUCAGAAGCGGUUCAAGCCAAAGAUGCCCAUCUACCUUGGCCUCAUUGGCAAACGCUAG
This is a messenger RNA of Mesocestoides corti, 312 nucleotides long. The record is from the annotation of a GenBank genome assembly. NCBI's taxonomy places the organism in Eukaryota, Metazoa, Platyhelminthes, Cestoda, Cyclophyllidea, Mesocestoididae.